Molecule: messenger RNA, 2598 nt
Organism: Ceratotherium simum simum (southern white rhinoceros)
Lineage: Eukaryota; Metazoa; Chordata; Mammalia; Perissodactyla; Rhinocerotidae
Gene: KRT35
Product: keratin 35
Biological process (GO): intermediate filament organization; epithelial cell differentiation
Cellular component (GO): cytoskeleton
Molecular function (GO): structural molecule activity
Source: RefSeq, a predicted model, not a curated record
UGUGAGUCAAGGCCACUCCCCCUGUCCCUAGGCAACCAGAAGGAAAAGCUUCCCCAUUUUUCAACCAGGGCCUGGGAAGACAUACCUCCCUACACAUGGGAGGUGUCACCAGGGGCAGGUGCGCAGUUAGCCGACCUCCAGUUGUUUUGGCUGGAGCUGAGGCUACACAAACAGAAUAGAUUUCCUGGGGAGGGAGGCAGUGGGGUUGUGUCCAUCAAGGCUCGGGGCUGUAUCUGGGGUGACCAAGUGUUUUGUUUUGCCUGGGACUGAGGAGUUCCCUGGGAUACGGGGCUUUAUCACUAAAACUAGACCAAUCCUGGUAAGACCGGAUAGUUGAUCCCCAUGGUCAUAUUUCCUGGGCCAUUCUAGAGCCUUCUAUGUCUCUUUGGGUGCAAGGCUCCUGCCUUCUUGCAACAACCAGGCUUGGUCUUCCAUGGCCCAGGAGCCAACCCAGAGGCCUCCUCUACUCCCUUGGGCCCAUAAAAGGAGACAAUGCUGGAGAGAGUCAAGACAGGGGCUGGACUCCCACACCGCUUAAGGAGGAGUCUGAGGUCUGGGCUCUGAUGACAGGGCCCUUUGAAGAAUAGACGGAGACUUGGUCUUCUCGCUGAUGUGGGGCGGUGGAGAUGAGUCUCGACGUAGCCACUAGUCCAAAGGGGUUCCUUUUUUAUGAGGCUGGGAAAUGUUCACAGGGAGCUAAAUAACAGGUUAAUGAGGGGUUCUGAUAGAAAGUGGUACUAACUUUAACAAGGAGAAAACACUUUGAAAAGGCCAACGCCCACUGGGGCAGAAAUAUAAACCCGGAUGAGGAGCUGCUUCUCUGCAGCGGGGGUAUCUGGCUUUGGUGAUCCAACACUUGGGUCCAGGCUGCUGAGGUCAUGGCUUCCAAAUGCCUCAAGGCCAGCUUCUCUUCGGCGUCUCUCAAGGGCCCGGGAGGGACUUGGGGGGGCUCUGCUCGCGUGUCCACCAUGUACUCCAGCAGCUCUUGCAAGCUCCCAAGCCUCUCCCGGGGGCCCCACAGCUUCUCUGCAUGCUCAGCUGGACUGGGCAGGAGCAGCUGCAGGGCCGCCAGCUGCCUCCCUGCUCUCUGCCUGCCCUCCGGAGGCUUUGCCACCAGCUACAGCACGGGCGGGGGCUGGUUUGGGGAGGGCAUCCUCACCGGCAAUGAGAAGGAGACCAUGCAGUCCCUGAACGACCGCCUGGCCAGCUACCUGGAGAAAGUGUGCCAGCUGGAGCGGGAGAACGCGGAGCUGGAGAGCCGCAUCCGCGAGUGGUGUGAGCAGCAGGUGCCCUUCCUAUGCCCCGACUACCAGUCCUACUUCCGGACCAUUGAGGAGCUCCAGAAGAAGACCCUGUGCACCAAGGCAGAGAACGCCAGGCUGGUGGUGCAGAUCGACAACGCCAAGCUGGCUGCCGAUGAUUUCAGGACCAAGUAUGAGACGGAGGUGUCCAUGAGGCAGCUGGUGGAGUCAGACAUGAACGGCCUGCGUAGGAUUCUGGAUGAUCUGACCCUGUGCAAGGCCGAUCUGGAGGCCCAGGUGGAGUCCCUGAAGGAGGAGCUGCUCUGCCUCAAGAAGAACCACGAGGAGGAAGUGAACUCACUGCGCUGCCAGCUUGGUGACCGGCUCAAUGUUGAGGUGGACGCUGCUCCGCCCGUUGACCUGAACCGCGUUCUGGAUGAGAUGAGGUGCCAGUACGAGACCCUGGUGGAGAAUAACCGCCGGGAUGCUGAAGAUUGGUUCAACGCUCAGACAGAGGAGCUGAACCAGCAGGUGGUGUCCAGCUCCGAGCAGCUGCAGUCCUGCCAGGCAGAGGUCAUCGAGCUGAGACGCACGGUCAACGCCCUGGAGAUCGAGCUGCAGGCCCAGCAGAGCAUGAGAGAUGCUUUGGAAUCCACCCUGGCAGAGACAGAGGCCCGCUACAGCUCCCAGCUGGCCCAGAUGCAGGGCCUGAUCACCAACGUGGAGUCCCAGCUGGCGGAGAUCAGGAGUGACCUUGAGCGUCAGAACCAGGAGUACCAGGUGCUGCUGGACGUCCGGGCCCGGCUGGAGAGUGAGAUCAACACGUACCGGGGCCUGCUGGAGAGCGAGGACUGCAAGCUUCCCUGUAACCCGUGUGCCCCUGACCACUCACCCUCCAAGUCAGGCCUCCCCUGUCUUCCUGCGGCCUCCUGCGGUCCUGGCACAGCCCGCACAACCUGCAGCCCCCACCCCAUUUGUGUGCCCUGCCCGGGGGGCCGGUUCUGAGAAUGGCUGGCCCAGAAAGCCAAGGCCACUGUCUCCAGGGCUUGGCCUUGGCCUCUAUUCAGCCCUAACCCUAAAGCCCAGUCCCCUCUCUUCGUGCAGAGCCCAGGGCCUGGCCCUGAGAGGGCUCAUCGCAAAUACAUGCCUUAAUGUUUCUCAAAGCCUGUCGUAAGGCUGGCCACUCCUGGAGGCCUCAACUCUUGAUCAUUUCAAUGGGUGCCAGGAUCUCUGUUCUCAGGCUGCCUCCUGGUUGAGGUUUUCCUUCUGGGUGCCGUUUCAGUGGGUUCUGAAAUGCAAUAGAGGACUUCUGUUGGCAGAACAAUAAAGCUCAUUUGCUCUUGAAGCCUGACUAGCA